This is a messenger RNA of Lachancea nothofagi CBS 11611, 834 nucleotides long. The record is from the annotation of a GenBank genome assembly. NCBI's taxonomy places the organism in Eukaryota, Fungi, Ascomycota, Saccharomycetes, Saccharomycetales, Saccharomycetaceae.
AUGUCUAAGACUGCCUUGAUCACUGGUGCCGCCCAAGGAAUUGGUAAAGCCAUCGCGCUUAACAUGGCCCGCAAGGGAUUUCAAUUGGCCAUUGCCGAUUUGCCUCAGCAGAAAGAUAAAGCAGAAGAGGUUUUGAAAGAAAUUCAGGCUAUUAGGCCAAAUAACAAACCUCCGAUUUUCUUGCCAGUGGAUGUCUCGAAUCAGAAAUCCGUAUUCGACGUGGUUGAUGAGAGCGCUGCGCAUUUCGGUGCAUUCGACGUUAUGGUCAACAAUGCUGGCAUUGCUACGGUUUCCAAAGUUCUUGAGGCCACGCCUGAGGAAUUAGAGCGUGUGAUGCGUAUUAACGUCGGCGGUGUCCUUUACGGCACCCAGGCCGCGGCCAGGAAACUCGUCGAGCUAAAUAGAGGAGGCGAUUUCACGCCUUCGACGGUAAAAACUGCCAAGCAUAAAUUGACUGGAAAAAUUAUCAACUGCUGUUCUAUUACCGGUAACGAAGCUUUCGCCUCUCUGCCAUUGUAUUCAUCGUCAAAAUUCGCGGUUAAGGGAUUAACGCAGGCUUCUGCUAAAGAGUUGGCACCCUUAGGUAUCACUGUUAACGCCUACGCUCCUGGUAUCGUCUUGACGCCAAUGUGGGAUCUCAUUGACACCAAGCUAGCUGAGAUUACUGGUCUACCGUUGGGUGAGAACCUAAAGAGGCAAAUUGAUGGAAUUGCCCUCAAGCGUGGUGAAACCGCUGAAGACGUUUCGGGACUCGUGGCCUUUUUGGCUGGUGAGGAAUCCAACUACAUCACUGGCCAGAACAUUAGUGUCGACGGUGGGAUCAGCUACAAUUGA